Molecule: messenger RNA, 1873 nt
Organism: Cuscuta campestris
Lineage: Eukaryota; Viridiplantae; Streptophyta; Magnoliopsida; Solanales; Convolvulaceae
Source: the annotation of a GenBank genome assembly
UUUAAAUUUAACAGAAUUCUAUUAAAAUGAACAAAAAUGUACAUAUAAUACGCCCGAAAAAUAUUUUUAUCAUAUUAUUUACUUCGUACAUAACUAUGAAUACAAUAUGAAAAUAUGAAUCAAGUACAUGCAUAAAAAUCAAUGAAUUUAAUGUAACAAAGUAUUUUAAAAGUUUUAAAAAUGGAUGAUAUAUUUGGAGAGACAAUAGAAAAAUGGAAUGCUAAAUACUUUUGAGGAAUUAAAAUAAAAUUUUGUUUCUCUAAUCCGCAAUUGGGCACAAGGCCGAAGAUAGUUGAGCGCAGCUGAUCCCAUCGUCUUCUUCUUCUUCUUCUUCUUCUUCUUCUUCUUCUCUCGAUUGAGGUAAUGAUUUCCUUCAAAUCGAUCUCCAAAAGUCAACUGUCCGCUUUCAUUUGGAAUGGAUCUCCUCAAUUGAGGGCAUAUCCUAGAUCUUCGCUCCCUGUUUUGAAGUUGUACGGAACAAAACCCGGAGAUGAAUCCCUAGGCCCAGCGAAGAACACAGAUUCGUUCGUAGUCUCAUAUCUCGUAGACAGAUUUGGGGUUACCCCCGAAAAGGCAAUCACAGUUUCCAAUUACGUGAAGUUUGAAACUGCAGAUAUACCGGACUCUGUGCUCUCGUUCUUGAAAAUCCAUGGGUUCACAGAAACCCAGGUCUCAAGGGUUGUUCAGAAGACGCCUAGGAUCCUUUCGUCCAGGCCGCAGAAGACCCUUUUGCCCAAGAUUGAAUUUUUCAAGUCUCUAGGGUUCACAGUGGAGGAGUACACUGCUGUGCUGUGUAGGGACCCUACUAUUUUCAUGAGAAGCUUGGAGAAACAGCUCUUGCCAACAAUGGAUUUCUUCAAACAGUUCCUUUCUUCUCCAGAUUACCUUAAAGGCCUCUUGAAGCGCGGCGCCUGGAUUUUUUCGGCGCCCACGAAGGCUAGAAUGGAAUGUAACAUUCAACUCCUGAGGGAAAUGGAAGUUCACGAAUCAGUGAUUCUGCGCUACCUUCGUCGCCACCCCAGGCUGUUCACCAAAGAUAAGGAUGAUUUCAUACAGACAAUGGAGGAAAUCAAGGGGUGGGGGUUCGACCCGACCAGAAAAUCGUUUUUGGCUGCAGUUCAUGUGAUGUGUUCCAUGAGUAAAUCAACAUGGGAUAAGAAGAUAAAAGUCUACAAGAAGUGGGGGUUUUCAGAGGACCAGGUUCUUGAUGCCUUUGUGAGGAGCCCAUGGGUUAUGGCGUGCUCUGAAGAAAAGAUUCUAAAGGGGAUGGAUUUUUGCGUGAACAAAAUGGGUUUGAAAUCUUCUGAUGUGCUGAGAAACCCGGUGGUUUUAUUACUUAGUUUGGAGAAGAGGAUCAUUCCUAGACAUCUUGUUUAUCAAACGUUGGUUGCCGAGGGUUUGUUAAAGAAGGACUCAAAGCUUCUCAUUAGGAUGCUGCUCCCACCUGAAGAAAGGUUUCUGGUAAAGUUUGUAAAAAGCUAUGAAGACAAAGUUCCCAACCUACAGAAGCAAUAUAAGGCAGCACAAGCAAUGCACUGAUUGAUCUUCAGGUUUGCUCUAAUUUGCUUAAUCACUGAAGAUGGAAAUCAUGCAAUUUUCAAGUCUUAUUCUGAAGUCGUAAUGCCAUUAAGCUGCAAAACUUUUACGAAAUAGGCGUAAUAGGCACCCAAGAGAUCAUCUACUUGUAAAGCCCACAAAGGAGCUCAACUCAGCUGAUCAAACCGACACCCAUAGAACAUUCGUCAUUGCGAUGGACAUAAGUCACAUAACAAUUGUUGUUACGUAAUUGAAUGGCACUUUGAUACCUUUGACAUUUCGAUAUGUUGAAAGCCAAUUUAAAUAUGCACUCGUAUUAUAAAAUGUCUUGAAUUUA